CCCCAGCGGCCCGGGGCUACCAGCGCGCUCCGGCCUUGCCGCCGCCACCUCGCGGAGAAGCCAGCCAUGGGCGCCGCCCGUUCCUCCGCGCUGGCCCGCUUUGUCCUCCUCGCGCAGCCCCGGCCCGGGUGGCUCGGGGUCGCCGUGCUGGGACUGACCGCAGUGGCGCUGGGGGCUGUCGCCUGGCGCCGCACAUGGCCCAAGCGGCGCCGGCGGCUGCUGCAGCAGGUGGGCACCGUGGCGCAGCUCUGGAUCUACCCUGUGAAAUCCUGCAAGGGGUUGCCAUUGAGCGAGGCUGAGUGCACGGCCAUGGGGCUGCGCAGCGGCAACCUGCGGGACAGGUUUUGGCUUGUGAUCAACCGGGAGGGAAACAUGGUUACUGCUCGCCAGGAACCUCGCCUGGUCCUGAUUUCCCUGACCUGUGAUGGUGACACCCUGACUCUCAGUGCAGCCUACACAAAGGAUCUACUACUGCCCAUCAAAACGCCCACCACAAAUGCAGUGCUCAAGUGCAGAGUGCAUGGCCUGGAGAUUGAGGGCAGAGACUGUGGUGAGGCCGCUGCCCAGUGGAUAACCAGUUUCCUGAAGUCACAGUCCUACCGCCUGGUGCACUUCGAGCCUCACAUGCGACCGAGAUAUCCUCACCAAAUAGCAGACUUGUUCCGACCCAAGGACCAGAUUGCUUACGCAGACACUAGCCCAUUCAUGAUCCUUUCUGAGGCAUCGCUGGCAGAUCUCAACUCCAGGCUAGAGAAGAAAGUUAAAGCAACCAACUUCAGGCCCAAUAUUGUAAUUUCAGGAUGCGAUGUCUACGCAGAGGUAACGCUAUGCCCCUUUGCAUCUUUCCUUGGAUUUGACUUCUUUUUCAAGGAUUCUUGGGACGAGCUUCUUAUUGGCGACGUGGAACUGAAAAGGUUGAUGGCUUGUUCCAGAUGCAUUUUAACCACAGUGGACCCAGACACCGGCGUCAUGAGCAGGAAGGAGCCGCUGGAAACACUGAAGAGUUAUCGCCAGUGUGACCCGUCAGAACGAAAGUUAUAUGGAAAAUCACCACUCUUUGGGCAGUAUUUUGUGCUGGAAAACCCAGGGACCAUCAAAGUGGGAGACCCUGUGUACCUGCUGGGCCAGUAAUGGGAACUGUAUGUCCUGGAAUAUUAGACGCCUUUAAAAAAUGUUCUCAAAAAUGACAACACUUGAAGCAUGGUGUUUCAGAACUGAGACCUCAACAUUUUCUUUAAAUUUGUGAUUUUCACAUUUUUCCUCUUUUGGACUUCUCAUGUCUCAAUGCUUCAAUGUCGCAGUGCACAAAGCAAAGAAAUACAGUCUUGAUAACUUAGUAGGCUUCCAGUAAGACACUUAAGUGACAAGACACUUAAGUGUCUGAAAACACUUACAGACAGGAUUCUGAAAACUCCCUGUUUAACUGAUUAUGGAAUAGUUCUUUCUCCUGCUUUGCCAUUUAUCUACCAAGAGUGCAGACUUCCAUCCUGUCACUACCACUCAUUAGGGAAAGAGAAGAAGAGAAAGAGGAAGAGUGGGUAGGCCAGAAGAAUGUCCUAGAAUGUGUUAUUACCCCUGUGCAUGAGGUAUGCAAUGAAAAUUAAAUAGCUCCCCAAAUAUGGCUGGAAUGUCACUUCCCUUUUCUUCUUAAGCCCCGGGCUAGCUUUUGAAAUAGCAUAAAGACUGAGGUGACCUUCAGGAAGCACUUCAGAUAUUAAUUUUCCAUAGGUCUGGAUCUGGCCCCGCUGCUUCUCAGACAGCAUUGGAUUUCCUAAAGGUGCUCAGGAGGGUGGUUGUGUAGUCACGGAGGACCCCUGGAUCCUUGCCAUUCCCCUCAGCUAAUGACUGAGUGCUCCUUCUCCAGUUCUGGGUGAAAAAGUUCUGAAGUCUGUGGAGGAGAAGAAAAGCGAUUCAAUGAUUUCAAAUGGAUACUGAAAACCUUUAAAGGGGGAAAAGGAAAGCGUAUGUCAGUUGUUUAAAACCCAAUAUCUACUUUUUUAACUGAUUGCAUAACUCUAAGAUCUGAUGAAGUAUAUUUUUUAUUGCCAUUUUGUCCUUUGAUUAUAUUGGGAAGUUGACUAAACUUGAAAAAUGUUUUAAAAACUGUGAAUAAAUGGAAGCUACUUUGACUAGUU
Rhinopithecus roxellana (golden snub-nosed monkey) is the source of this 2135-nucleotide messenger RNA. RefSeq names its product mitochondrial amidoxime reducing component 1 (gene MTARC1). Bases 67 to 1131 code for a protein of 354 amino acids. Gene Ontology annotation, cellular component: mitochondrial inner membrane. The record is from RefSeq and is a predicted model, not a curated record. Gene Ontology annotation, biological process: nitrate metabolic process. Gene Ontology annotation, molecular function: molybdenum ion binding; pyridoxal phosphate binding; molybdopterin cofactor binding. Lineage: Eukaryota; Metazoa; Chordata; Mammalia; Primates; Cercopithecidae. The transcript has 7 exons.